Octodon degus (degu) is the source of this 590-nucleotide messenger RNA. RefSeq names its product coiled-coil domain-containing protein 115-like. The record is from RefSeq and is a predicted model, not a curated record. Lineage: Eukaryota; Metazoa; Chordata; Mammalia; Rodentia; Octodontidae. The transcript has a single exon. Bases 1 to 519 code for a protein of 172 amino acids. Gene Ontology annotation, biological process: vacuolar proton-transporting V-type ATPase complex assembly. Gene Ontology annotation, cellular component: extrinsic component of endoplasmic reticulum membrane.
AUGGGUGGCCGGGACCUGUGGGCCGAGCUGGACUCGCUGCUCCUGCAGCUGCUCAGCGACCUGGAGGAGCUGGAGACGAAACGGGCGGCGCUGAACGCCCGGGUGGAGGAGGCGCGCUACGCCAUGGGCGCCAAGUCGGUGGGACCCCUGCAGUACGCCAGCCGCAUGGAACCGCGGGUCUGCGUGCGAGCCAGCGAGGACCGCGACGGCCGCCGCACGUUCAGGGUGGUGAGCACUGAAGCCCAGACCCCCGAGGAGCUGGGGCCUCGAGAGGCGGGUCUGCGCAGGCGAAAGGGCCCUUCCAAGAUUCCAGAGCCAGUGCUCUCUGCUCCACAGGACCCCCUGAACUGGUUCGGAAUUCUUGUUCCUCAAAGUUUGCAGCAGGCCCAAGCCAGCUUUCAGGAUGGCCUUCAGCUAGCUGCAGAUAUAGCCAGCCUCCAGACGCGCAUUGACCGGGGUCAAAGCCAGUUUCAGGGGCUACAGGAGAAACUCAAGCAGCUGGAGUCUGGUGCUGCCUGACCUGUGUCCACAGAGGUGGACGCUGAGCACUGCUGCCCUGGAUGUGGCUGCCUUAUCUCAGGUCUUUCUCU